This is a messenger RNA of Postia placenta MAD-698-R-SB12, 598 nucleotides long. RefSeq lists its product as hypothetical. The record is from RefSeq and is a predicted model, not a curated record. Gene Ontology annotation, biological process: positive regulation of transcription from RNA polymerase II promoter by galactose. The transcript is spliced from 3 exons. NCBI's taxonomy places the organism in Eukaryota, Fungi, Basidiomycota, Agaricomycetes, Polyporales, Adustoporiaceae. Gene Ontology annotation, cellular component: nucleus. Gene Ontology annotation, molecular function: copper ion binding; DNA-binding transcription factor activity, RNA polymerase II-specific; zinc ion binding. The coding region runs from base 5 to 502 and encodes 165 amino acids.
CAAAAUGGAUUCGCAACGCUCACAAGCGGAACCUUCGAGCUCGGGACGCGCACCACGCGGCUCAGCUUGUCUCAACUGCCGUCGUCGUAAGCUGAGAUGUGAUGGCGCUCGGCCAAUAUGUGGGCCGUGCAUUCGUACAAAUAGACAAGCUGAUUGCGAAUACACGGACGGUCCUGUGCGAAGCCCGACUCAAGUGCUCGAAGACAACAUUGCUCGUCUUGAGGCCCGUAUUUACGAAUUGGAGAAUCCGGAAACGAUAACGCCAUCUGUGACACUCUACGACCCACGCAUUUCUUCGUCUGACUCAGGAAUGACAAUAGAUCCAAUAAAUCCUGCGAUGGGGCCUCCACUUGACUAUGCAUCCGGAGGUCGGGACCAUUCAACAGGCUUUCUUGCCCCUCCUGGCGCUCCAUUGACAUUUCUUAAUUCUGCCACAGAGCCGUCGCUACAACAUGUACAAACUCUGUAUGUAUAUGACUAUGACUACCGUAGUAGCUUGUAGGUCUCACUUCCCCCUAGUGUUGGCCAUUUUCUCCCGUUUUCGUCUCAGGUCGGAUUCUUCUUGCAUCCUCGGCGAUUCAUGGAGAGUAUUUCCGUA